Phyllostomus hastatus (greater spear-nosed bat) is the source of this 1483-nucleotide messenger RNA. RefSeq names its product GID complex subunit 8 homolog (gene GID8). Gene Ontology annotation, cellular component: cytoplasm; nucleus. NCBI's taxonomy places the organism in Eukaryota, Metazoa, Chordata, Mammalia, Chiroptera, Phyllostomidae. The record is from RefSeq and is a predicted model, not a curated record. Gene Ontology annotation, biological process: proteasome-mediated ubiquitin-dependent protein catabolic process; positive regulation of canonical Wnt signaling pathway. Gene Ontology annotation, molecular function: protein binding. The coding region runs from base 221 to 907 and encodes 228 amino acids. The transcript is spliced from 5 exons.
GGCUGACGGCUCGUGAUCUCUCAAUCUCGCGGGAAGAGACUGAGGGGGCGGCCGCCGGUGCGUCGGCCCUCCGGUUCCCCGCCCUCGCUUUUGCCGCGGCUCUCGCCUCCGCUUCUCCCUGCCCGGCGCCUUCGUGCCCCCUCCCCGCCCGGCCCGGCCCCCCGAGCGGCCGCGGAGACUGCGUAGCGCGGGAGGCGGGAUCCGCACGGGGCGAGCCAGGAUGAGCUACACGGAGAAGCCCGACGAGAUCACCAAAGACGAGUGGAUGGAGAAGCUCAACAACUUGCACGUGCAGCGCGCGGACAUGAACCGCCUCAUCAUGAACUACCUGGUCACAGAGGGCUUCAAGGAGGCCGCAGAGAAGUUCCGGGUGGAGUCCGGGAUCGAGCCCAGCGUGGACCUGGACACCCUGGACGAGCGCAUCAAGAUCCGCGAGAUGAUCCUGAAGGGGCGGAUCCAGGAGGCCAUCGCCCUCAUCAACAGCCUGCACCCCGAGCUGCUGGACACCAACCGCUACCUGCACUUCCACCUGCAGCAGCAGCACCUGAUCGAGCUGAUCCGCCAGCGCGAGACGGAGGCGGCGCUGGAGUUCGCGCAGACGCAGCUGGCCGAGCAGGGGGAGGAGAGCCGGGAGUGCCUGACGGAGAUGGAGCGCACGCUGGCCCUGCUGGCCUUCGACAGCCCCGAGGACUCGCCCUUCGGGGACCUCCUGAACACCAUGCAGCGGCAGAAGGUGUGGAGCGAGGUCAACCAGGCCGUCCUGGACUACGAGAACCGCGAGUCGACGCCCAAGCUGGCGAAGCUGCUGAAGCUCCUCCUUUGGGCCCAGAACGAGCUGGACCAGAAGAAGGUGAAGUACCCCAAGAUGACGGACCUCAGCAAAGGCGUCAUCGAGGAGCCCAAGUAGGCCUGUGCGCCCGGGGCGCCGCCCAGGACGGGCUGGGCCGGGGCCGGGGCGCUUUCCUGCGGCAGAGACCCCUCACUUUCCGCUCCCCCGGCCCCUCUUCUACGGGAAGAACAGCCCCCGGAAACGCCAGACGGCGCGGCGAGAGACUGGUCCUCGGAGGCGGGUGCCGGCCGCAGGCAGUGUGCUGGGGCGGCGGCAGCCCCCCUCCCCCGGCUGCUGCGCUGCACUGCACUGCGGGGAGACCAGUGACCCCCGGCCCCAGAGCCCCCGAGAAGCUCGGCCGCUGUCCUGCCCUCCGUGGGGUCUCCGCGAGCAGCAGCGCUCCCCGGUCCGCGGGUCUUCAAUCUCCAUGGCAGAGACUGUGGCCCUGGGAGGCCCGGCCCAGAGCCCUGGGUGCGAGGGGCCGGGCCGCGUGGCUCUGGGGGCACGUGUGUGCGCGAGGGACGGGCGGUGUGUUUUUAACUCCCCAGAUAUAUAUUUUGGUGCUGUGUGUGGUCAGAGACUCCCCUGGAGACCCACGGACCGGCUCUCUGGGCAGUUCUGUUGAAAAUAAAGGGUUUGCUCUGGUUUCAGGAA